UCCAAGCGAUGGUGGAUCUGCUGAGGAGCCGCUGGCUGAUGCUAGUGGCGGGCAUUUGGAUCCAGAUCACGAUGGGAUCCACCUACGUCUUUGGAUUGUACUCGGAGAGCCUCAAGCGCGAGCUGGGAUUCGAUCAAUCGCAGCUCGACACGCUAGGGUUCUUCAAGGGGAUCGGCGCCAAUGUGGGGAUUCACACAGGAUUGCUGCUCUCGCUGGCGCUGCCGCCGUGGAUUAUCCUGGCGCUGGGGGCGGGCCAAGGUUUUCUGGGCUAUUUCAUGAUCUGGCUCGCUGGAACGCACAGGAUCCGGGGCGUCCAGCUCUGGCAGAUGUGCGCCUUCAUGCUCGUCGCUGCGAAUUCGCAGACGUAUUCCAACACCGCCGUGGUCGUGACAUCUGUGACGAAUUUCCCCACAAGUCGUGGCACUGUGAUUGGCUUGAUGAAAGGAUGCUUGGGAUUGAGUGGAGCCAUUCUAACUUUCUUCUAUCGAUCGCUAUGCGGGGAAGAUGGUGGCACCCAGAUUCACUACACGCUCUUUGCGGCGGUAGUCCCGACAGUGGUAUGUGUUUUGCUUAUGCUUUUCAUUAGACCAGUGGCACCGUCGACCAUCACGCAUGAUCCACACGAGAACACGAACAUCUCCAGGAUCUCUGGGAUCAUCGUGGCACUCGCGUUUGGUCUCAUUCCUCUCACGCUUCUCACUCCAGUGGGCCGAGUCGCGAGGAUUUUGCUGUGCGUUCUACUGCUUCUAGCGCUCGCAUCGCCACUACUGGUGGCAUUCAAGGCAAGCAGGCUCACAAAGACGGUGGAUUCCAAAGAACAGGGACAAGAGACCGUCGCGAUACUCCUUGGAGAAUCUAGCAGCGGCGCCAACUUUCAGGAAAAGCCCGAGAACGAGAAAAGAGGAACUUUAGUUCUUCGCAGCCAAGACUUUACACUCUCACAGGCUUUUGCAUCGCUCGAGUUUUGGCUACUGGUCACAGCAAUGGCCUGUGGGAUGGGAUCGGGAGCCACAGUGAUCGACAACGUGAACCAGCUUGGAUCCUCACUGGGCUACUCCACACAUAACAUAGCAGUGGUGGUGUCGCUGGUUAGCAUCUGGAACUUCCUGGGCCGGUUUGGAGCUGGAGCACUCUCGGACUUCUUCCUCAGGGCGAGAGGUGUUCCAAGGCCGGCUUUCAACUCGAUCACUCUGGGAGUCAUGGCAGCCGGGCACCUUGUACUGGCGGCAGCGUUCCCGGGUGCUUUGUACGUGGGAACUCUCGUCGUUGGGCUGUGCUACGGCUCGCAGUGGUCGCUCAUGCCAGCAACAGUGUCGGAGAUCUUCGGCAUGAAAGAGUUUGGGACGCUCUUCAACACCAUCGCCGUGGCAAGCCCACUGGGAGCUUACAUUCUCUCAGUGAGAGUGGCGGGCUACUUCUAUGACAGGGAAGCGCAGAGGCAACAAAGCCUUAUCCAUGGUAGCUCGAUCCAUUCUCCGCCAAAUUCUUGCCACGGUCCAGCAUGUUUCAGGCUCACCUUUCUCGUGCUCGCUGGAGUCUGCCUCUUGGGCUGCGUUUGUACGUCACUGCUCGUAUCAAGGACGAGGAAGUACUACAAAGAAGCUCACAAGACCCUCUACCAUAGGAAAAGCUGGCAAAAGUAAUAGUGCCAUUUGAUCAAGUAAUACGCGACGACCACGUACGAGCCUGGAUGAUCCAAGAUGUCCACCAAGGGGGAGACGGUGACGAAGUCGUCACCACAAUCAUCUGCGUCGUUGGAGGCGAGAGCUUCAGGCCGAAAGAGCCCGGCCGCGUCUGAAACGGUGCACGAGGCCGGAGGAACACGCGCGGCAGGCACCGAAAGGUACUCCUCCUCCACAACUUGUUGUCGCUGCUCUCGCCCUGUUUGCUCCAGCCCUGGGACAAGCGGCAGCGUCACCCGCAAGAGACUACUGUCAAGCCGGUAGCUUAUCCUUUCCGCGUCCACUGCAUCGGGGAGCACAAACUCUCGCGCAAACAUCUUGGUGAAGGAGGAUGCGACGCUCUUUCGCCUCGUGAGAGAUCCCAACGAUGGUCACGAGUCGACGGAAUUGAGAGCCCGAGACCUCCACCUUGACAUCGCUCACGCCCGGCAUCUCCAAAAGGAUGAGAUACGAGUGCGGGAGGCAGCAGCUAUGAAGCACUUGUGUGCGCUCAUAGCGUGCUCGACCUCAACCGUGCCGUUGGAGGCGGUCCCGCAGCCGCGCGCCUGGCGGAGAGAGCAGUAAUCAGGGCGGCAUGCUUGCGCCGCGACAAGCACCAAGAAUACCAUCGCCACCCUUGCUGCCGCCACCACCAUUCUUCGCCCUUGUAAACAACAAAGAGUCGAUCGACGAUCAAAAACAUCAAGUUAAACUAGAAACAGAUCCUCAUUUGGCGGAGCUGAACUCGUUAUAAGCAUUGACUUGUUUUUUUUCCA
Molecule: messenger RNA, 2437 nt
Organism: Selaginella moellendorffii
Lineage: Eukaryota; Viridiplantae; Streptophyta; Lycopodiopsida; Selaginellales; Selaginellaceae
Product: protein NUCLEAR FUSION DEFECTIVE 4
Exons: 3
Coding region: 9-1643 (544 amino acids)
Biological process (GO): transmembrane transport
Cellular component (GO): membrane
Molecular function (GO): transmembrane transporter activity
Source: RefSeq, a predicted model, not a curated record